This is a messenger RNA of Cucurbita pepo subsp. pepo (vegetable marrow), 658 nucleotides long. Lineage: Eukaryota; Viridiplantae; Streptophyta; Magnoliopsida; Cucurbitales; Cucurbitaceae. The record is from RefSeq and is a predicted model, not a curated record.
AAGAUGGUGAAAGGGCUUUUGAUGUGUUACAGUGUGAUAUUUGUAACUUUCUACGCCAUUGCAGCAUCUGGAUAUUGGGUGUUUGGAAACAGGGCAAGCUCCAAUAUUCUGCUGAGCCUGACGCCGGACACUGGACCUCCAUUGGCUCCCUCUUGGAUUCUUGGGCUCGCUGUCAUCUUUGUUCUUCUUCAACUCCUCGCCAUUGGACUGGUGUACUCACAAGUGGCAUACGAAAUAAUGGAGAAGCAAUCAGCUGACAUGAAGAAAGGAAUGUUUUCCAAAAGGAACCUUAUUCCAAGGCUCAUUCUUCGCUCAAUAUACAUGAUCAUCUGUGGCUUUUUUGCUGCUAUGCUUCCAUUCUUUGGUGACAUUAGUGCCGUGGUGGGUGCUAUUUGCUUCAUUCCUCUUGAUUUCAUUCUACCAAUGCUUCUCUAUAACAUCACCCACAAUCCUCCCAAAUCCUCCCUCACCUAUUCUAUCAACCUCGCCAUUAUUGUCGUCUUCACCGGGGUUGGACUCUUGGGUUCGUUCUCUUCUAUACGAAAGCUCGUUCUUGAUGCUUCCAAGUUCAAGCUCUUCAGUAAUCAUGUUGUCGAUUGAUCUAAAAAUACCUCUAAAUUUUGUAUUCAAUUUAAAAAUACUCUUAAAAUUUCUUAAA